Messenger RNA from Brassica napus (rape), 657 nucleotides. RefSeq lists its product as uncharacterized. The coding region runs from base 1 to 657 and encodes 218 amino acids. The transcript has a single exon. NCBI's taxonomy places the organism in Eukaryota, Viridiplantae, Streptophyta, Magnoliopsida, Brassicales, Brassicaceae. The record is from RefSeq and is a predicted model, not a curated record.
AUGAUCGUCUUCGAAGAGCGGGAAACCGUCAGAAUCGACAAACCUCACUGCGACCCAUUGGUUAUCGAUCUGGAAGUGGGAAGGAUCCUUAUCGACACGGGAAGCACUGUCAACGUCAUCUUCCGCAAUACCCUUCGGAGGAUGAACUUUGAACUCGGAGAAGUCAUUCCAGAACCAAAACCUCUCACCGAUUUCUCGGGUGCAUCGUCAAUGACCCUCAGAUCAAUCAAACUCCCAAUGAUGGCUAAAGAGGUGACGAAAAUCAUUGACUUUGCGGUAGUCGAUAACCCGGACAUCUACAAUGUCAUCAUGGGAACUCCUUGGAUCAAUGCCAUGAAAGCGCUACCGUCGACUUACCACCUUGGCAUCAAGUUCCCAACUCCAAAAGGAACAGCGGUAAUCUGGGGAUGCCAGAAACAGUCUAGGCUCUGCUUCUUGGCCGCGGUCAACCCGAAGCGGGCUAAGAAAGCUCAAAACGCUCCCGAGAGCUCCAUAAAAAGUGAUCCAGAAUCACCCGACCAGGCAACGACUCCAGACAAAGACAUAGUCCCCGAGUCCAUCGCCUUGCCAGCAGACAGCCCGAUUCCUGAAACGGUAUUCGAUCCAACUGAAGCCCCAACGGCUGAAGUAAUCGAAACGAUCCCAUCCAACGAGUAG